AUGAUGUGUGGAUUAAUUGAUUUGAACACCGUGGACAAUGAAGGUGAAGCGGAGUUGUUAUUUAAUUCACCGGCAUCGUCGGCGAUUUCAGGGAACUCGGAAUUGACGAUGAAGUCAUCGGAGACCGCGGCUUCGGUAAGUAUGGAGCUAUGGCACGCUUGUGCUGGGCCUUUGAUUUCGCUUCCCAAAAAGGGGACCGCUGUGGUGUACUUUCCUCAAGGCCACUUGGAAUACCUCUCCGAGCACCCGGCUGCAGCUUAUGAUUUUCCUCCCCAUGUCUUCUGUCGCGUUGUCGAUGUUAAACUCCAUGCCGAGACAGCAAAUGAUGAAGUUUAUGCGCAAAUUUUUCUGGUUAUGGACAAUCAAAUUGAGAAAAAAUGGAGGGAUGGGGAAGUUGAACCAGAGACUGACGAUGAAGACACCAAAGGAGCUAGAACGUCUUUGAUACCACACAUGUUCUGUAAAACUCUCACUGCUUCUGAUACCAGCACUCAUGGUGGUUUCUCUGUUCCUCGUCGAGCUGCCGAGGAUUGCUUCCCUCCACUGGACUACAAACAACAGAGGCCUUCUCAGGAGCUUGUUGCUAAGGAUCUACAUGGGAUUGAGUGGAAAUUUCGGCAUAUCUACAGAGGCCAGCCUCGAAGGCAUUUGCUCACAACUGGUUGGAGUGCAUUCGUCAAUAAAAAGAAGCUCAUAUCCGGAGAUGCUGUGCUCUUUAUAAGGGGUGGGGAUGGAGAACUCAGGUUAGGGAUCCGAAGAGCAUCCCAAACUAAAAGUGGUGCUUCAAUUCCAGCUUUCCUUUCGCAACAGCUUUGUGCUAGCAGCAUUGCUAGUGUGCUGAAUGCCAUAUCUACACGAAGUAUUUUUAACAUCUGUUAUAAUCCCAGGGCUAGUUCAUCUGAGAUUAUUGUACCAUGUCAUAAAUUCACAAAGUGUGCACAAUAUUUUUCUGCUGGAAUGAGGUUCAAGAUGCGUGUUGAAACAGAAGAUGCUUCUGAGAGAAGUGGACUUAUUGUUGGGGUUAGUGAGGUCGAUCCUGUUAGAUGGCCUGGAUCAAAAUGGAGGUGCUUAUUGGUUAGGUACGAUGAUUUACAGUUCAAUCGCCUAGAUAGAGUUUCCCCUUGGGAGAUAGAGCCAUCUGGUUCAGUGUCUGCACCCAGUGGCUUCGUAGUACCGGGUGCCAAGAGAAUCAGGGUCGGGUUUCCGGCAACAAAACCAGAUUUUCCAAUUCUUAGAGAUGGGAAUGAAGUUUCAGACUUUGAGGAGCCUCUAAGGUUUCAGCAGGUCUUGCAAGGUCAAGAAAUUUUGGGUUUUCGUACCCCAUAUGCCGAAGUUGAUGCUCCAAGUCAUCAUCCAUCUGCCAUGAGGUGCUUUCCGGGUAACAAUGGUUACAGCAGUAGGCAUCUGCAGGCGGACCCCAAAAACUCCUUCAGGGGUGAAUCCUUUCAAUUCCACAAGGUCUUGCAAGGUCAAGAAGCAAUUCCAACUGUGCCAUAUGGAAGAAGUCCAACAGCUGACAAGGUGCACGAAAAUGGCGCCAGUAAUGUUAUGAAUGGUUUUCAGUUGCCAACUCAUGGAAAUAGUUGGUCCACCUUGACCCAAACUCGUAUGCACCCUUCUGCAGCACUUGUACAGGCAUCAUCCCCUUCCUCUGUGCUAUUAUAUCAGCAAGCAAGCUCUCCACCACCUAGAUUUCAGACAUUACAUUCUGGCAAUCAGAAGAAUCUUGAGACUAGAGAUCAGGACAAAUUUCAUAUUUCUGAACGAUUUGCGAGGAAAUUAACGUCCUGCUCAUCUUCUGAAAGUGGUGAUACAAGGGAAGAUCUGCAGGGUUGCAUAUCUACAGGUGGUUCAGAAGAGCACAACCAGAUGGGUUUUCUGCCGCCACCUCUUUCAACUCACCCAUCCUUCAAAGGCAACGAAAAUUUUUUAUCAAUGUGCAAAAGUAGUUGCAGGCUCUUUGGUUUUACGUUGAAGGAGGGAUAUGUCGCUACAAGAAUGGGGAGUCGUCCAACUGAAUCUGCUUGUUCGUAUAGUCAUGAAAAUACUUUCCUUGCCAGUAACGAAGAACAACUCUAUCCAAAACCUCAGUUGGCAACCAAAAUAAUGGGUAACAGUUGUACCAAAGGAAGUGACACACAUGCUGUAAGAGAUGUGCCUCUCGAUAUAGCAUUGUAA
This is a messenger RNA of Fraxinus pennsylvanica, 2178 nucleotides long. The record is from the annotation of a GenBank genome assembly. Lineage: Eukaryota; Viridiplantae; Streptophyta; Magnoliopsida; Lamiales; Oleaceae.